AUGGCUGCUCGAGUCCUCUUGCAAAGGCGCGCUCUGGCGGCUGCUGCCCUCGGUGGUGUGGCCCUCAUGCCGGCAACGGCUCUGGCAGAGUCUCCCGCUGUAGACAAGCGGAAACCCAUCUACGACGACUUUGAGGCCCUGCCCUCCCCCGCCUCGACUCCGGCGUCCGCACCGCAAGCCAUCGAGCCCAAGCGAGAAACUAGCAACAGCAGCAGCGGCGACAAGGCGCCCUCCGGCAACGGCGAGCUCGCGGUCGUCCGGCCGCCGCGCGGGCCGACGCCCACCGACCAGCUGGCCGUGCAGAUCGGCAAGGCCCGCCUCGCGCUCUACCGGUACGCCGUUGCUGCCGAGGACCGCGUCAACGCGACCAUGGACCGGGCCUUUGGCCUGGAGCAGUCCUUCACGCGGACGCUCGCCUCGCUUGCGCCCGCGCGCGAGUCGGGCGAGCGGCUGCUGCCUGGCGCCGUGUACGUGCUCGUCGCCGCAAUGGCUGGCAGCAUCGUCGCUCGCAACCGCAACGUGCUGCUGCGCGCCGCGGCGCCCCUCGCCUUCGGCGUCGGCGCCGCCUGGACGGUCCUGCCGGUCACAUCGCGCAACGUGGCCGACCUCGCGUGGGAGUACGAGCAGCGCGUGCCGGCGGUCCGCGACGCCCACCUGCGCGUCCGCGAGGGGCUGGAGAAGGGCGCGAGCUUCGCGAGGGUGCACGCGCGCCUGGGCGUCCGCUACGUCGACGACAAGGUCACCGACGCCAGGGAGAUUGUCGAGGGCUGGGUCAAGCAGGGCAAAUAA
This is a messenger RNA of Cordyceps fumosorosea ARSEF 2679, 789 nucleotides long. RefSeq names its product Apolipoprotein O. NCBI's taxonomy places the organism in Eukaryota, Fungi, Ascomycota, Sordariomycetes, Hypocreales, Cordycipitaceae. The transcript is spliced from 3 exons. Gene Ontology annotation, cellular component: mitochondrial crista junction; MICOS complex. Gene Ontology annotation, biological process: cristae formation. The coding region runs from base 1 to 789 and encodes 262 amino acids. The record is from RefSeq and is a predicted model, not a curated record.